CCCCGCCCCCUCCCUUGCACCCCAGAUGGGGGUGGCCACAAGCCCAGCAUUUUAGGGGGAAGGCUGCCUGAAGGAGCAGGGAGGGGGAUGCUGAGAUAAGUUAUUGGAUGCGGGCAUGGGAGCAUGAGCGCUGGGUGCAGCGACUUCAUGGGUUUGCAUGAAAACCUGGACGCCCUGUGGGUGCAAGAGAAAAAUUCGCACCCUGGGAGAGGGCUUUUGGCCUAGAUCAGGCCUGGUACAUGGCAGGGGCUCAGUAAACAUUUGCGAAAUUAAUAGGGUGAAUGAAAAUAGCUAUUGAAAGUGGGGCAGAGAAUCCUGAGAAUAAUGUAAUUACUUGGGGUGCAAGAGGAUUCUGAUUUAAAAGGGUGAAAGAACAAAAUCAGACUAAAGGAUUGCAGGGAGGGGAUUGAAUUGCAGGGCAUACAUGAGACUAAGCAUUAAAGAGGGGCAUAAAAAUAUUUGUAGGAAUUGGAUAAAUGCACAAAGGUAGGAAUGAUAACUGUUGAACUGGCUGCCAGGAAAAACUGUUGGAUGGAACUAGAUGUUUGUGGAAAGGGAGUGUAGGAAUCGUUGAAGGGAGUAUGAGGGGCUUGAGGAUGCCUAAAACUGAUUUAUGCAUGGGAAAGUAUGCAGAUCCAUGGAACCCAAUGAAAUGCCUGCUGACCACCACUGCCCCUCAGACUCUACCCCAGGGGGUGAGACCAGAGCCCCCCAGGGCACAGAGCUUAUCCCCAGAAGAGCAAUCAGUCGCUCUCCAACUUGCGCCCGCUGCCGCAACCACGGAGUCACUGCUCACCUCAAGGGCCACAAGCGCCUCUGCCUCUUUCAGGCUUGCGAGUGUCACAAAUGUGUCCUCAUCCUGGAGCGCCGAAGGGUCAUGGCUGCCCAGGUGGCCUUGCGCAGGCAGCAGGAGGCGCAGCUAAAGAGGCAUCUGGCUCAGGGACUGAUGAGAAGAGGGACGGCCCCUCCCAAAGCUCCCAGCCGAGUCAAGAAGGGAACCAGUCGACCAGGGGUCCCCUCUGGAAAGGAGAACAUAGCACCUCAGCCUCAGACCCCCCAUGGAGUAGUCCCACUGGCACUGACGCCCCCUGGGAAGGAGAACUCCCGGGGGCCUCUGCUACUCAGCCGUCCCCCAGAAGCCUUGCCUUUGCCCUGGACUCCAGUGCCUCCGGGCCCAUGGGCCCCUGGACACUGGCUGCCUCCAGGCCUUGCCAUGCCACCCCCAGUGGUGUGCCGCUUGCUGUGCCAAGAACCUGCUGUCCCUCUGCAUCCCUUCCCUGGCUUUGACCCUGGCACUUCCCUUCGGCUGCCCUCUCAUGGGCCCUUCACCUCCUGCCCAGGAUCUCGCCCGGUACUGACAGCUCCUCUUUCUGGAGAGCCACAAGGGCCCUCUAGCCUACCCCGCACGUGCUCAACUCUGAUACUUCAGUCCUGUGGUACCUCAGACCCUCUUCUGCUACAGCCACAGGCCACCGGAGCCCCUCGCCUGGCCUGGACAUCUGCUCCCUCAGAGAGGCAGCUGCAGCAGGAGGCAGCUGAGGCCCUUGUGGGCCUGAAAGAUUCAUCCCAGGCUCCCCGCCUGACCCCUUCUGUCCCCCCUAACCCUGCCUGGAUCUCCCUGCUUCACCCUUGUGGCCCACCAGCUCCUGCUGGAGGAAGAGGAUUCCAGCCCGUUGGUCCCUCCCUCCGACCCAGCCCAGCCCCUGCCGUUGCUCUGCAUAUUGGGCGUCUGGGAUCCAUCUCCCUCCUGAGCUAGAAGCCAGAGGUGGAAGCUGCCUGGCUGGGGCAGGGAGGUGACAGCCUGCAGGCACUUUGUAUUUAAUGUUUUACUUAUGGAUUUAUGCAUGGAAUUUAAUGUAGUACAAGCUUUCAGCUCUUUUUUAAAGCUUUCAGGUGCUUCAUUAGCUUUCAGUUCCUUUUGUAAUGUGGGCAUUUCCUUGGCUGAAGGUGGAUAUUCUCGUACUUCUUCUUGGGUCCUGGGACCUUAAGUCUCCAACAAAGAGAGUUGCGCAGUUUAAGCUGACCAGUAUCUAAAUAUGUUUUUCCAUGAGUUCCUGUUCCAGGGCUCCAUGAUUCUCUACAUACCUAUGGACUCAUGUCUGUCUCUGUGCAUAUGAGAACAGGAGAGUAUUUCCAUCCUGUGUCUAGGUGUGUGUGAGUAAGCAAGAAAUAAACCUUUGUUGUUUUAAGCCACUGA
Molecule: messenger RNA, 2197 nt
Organism: Microcebus murinus (gray mouse lemur)
Lineage: Eukaryota; Metazoa; Chordata; Mammalia; Primates; Cheirogaleidae
Source: RefSeq, a predicted model, not a curated record